Molecule: messenger RNA, 2800 nt
Organism: Sciurus carolinensis (gray squirrel)
Lineage: Eukaryota; Metazoa; Chordata; Mammalia; Rodentia; Sciuridae
Gene: Tprn
Product: taperin
Exons: 4
Coding region: 1-2280 (759 amino acids)
Biological process (GO): sensory perception of sound; stereocilium maintenance; auditory receptor cell stereocilium organization
Cellular component (GO): stereocilium base
Molecular function (GO): phosphatase binding
Source: RefSeq, a predicted model, not a curated record
AUGGGCGUGGCGCGGCGCAAAGGCCGGCGCGCCCCAGUGCCCGGCGCCUCUGGCCGGGGCAGUCCGCCCAGUCUCGUCCGCGGCCGCGUUCAUAGCAUGGCAGGCCUUGGGCGGCCGGGCCCGGGGCCGCGCGCCGCGAUGCCCGCCUGGAAGCGGGAGAUCCUGGAGCGGAAACGGGCCAAGUUGGCCGCCCUGGGCGCCGGCGCAGGGCACGGCGCUGCGCCCGCGGGGCCGGACGAGUGCUUGGUGCUGGCGGAGAGCCUGGGUCCUCUGCGCGAGAACCCGUUCAUGCGGCUCGAGUCGGAGCGGCGGCGCGGGGCGCGGCCGGCGCAGCAGCUGCUGGAGCUGUACCGCCGUGUGCCCGGAGUGCGCACCAUCCGCGCGGACAACAUCCUCAUCAUCGAGUCGGCGCCCGGCUUCCCGCCCGCCGCGCCGCCCGCCGCCGGCAUCCGCGCCGCCGAGGUGCUGGUGUUCGAGGCGCCGCCGCCGGGCCGAGUCAGCCGCCUGCUGGAGAAGUUCGACCCACCGGCCGCGCCCCGCCGCCGCGGGAGCCCCGAGCGCGCCCGCCCUGCGCCCCCUGCUCCGCUGGCGCCCCCGGCUCCGCAUGCGGGCCAGCGCACCGCCUGUUGCGAGCCCGGGCGCCUCGGUGGCGGGGCCGGACCCGUGACCCGGCGUAGCGACUUCCUGAAGAAGACCGGCAGCAACUCCUUCACCGUCCAUCCCCGAGGCCUGUCCGGCGGCGCGGGCACUCGCUCACUCUCCAACGGGCCCGCGGACCCCGAGCUCCUGGGCGGCCCUGCCAACGGGCUCGCAGGCUCCCCACCUGCGCCCGGCGAGUGGAAGCCAAAGGUGGAGUCGGGGGAGCCCUCCCUCCACCCGCCCCCUAGCCCUGGGACACCGAGUGCCACUGCAGCUGUGCCCCCUGCCUUUCGCGUGCCCAGCCGCGCCAGUGCCACUUCCACUCCCAGCCAGCGCCUGAGAGUCUCUGCUGCCACCAGCGCCAAUGACUCUUUCGAGAUAAGGCCAGCCCCCAAGCCAGACAUGAAGACCAUUCCUUUGGGGGACCUCCAGGCGCGAGCCCUGGCUAGCCUCCGUGUGAACUCCCGCAACUCCUUCCUGUUCAUCCCCAAGCGCAAGGCUGGGAUUCCUCUUACCCCGGGGGAGCAGUUGGUGGGGCUGCCAAAGCGAGAGACGGGCUGGGCCUCCCAGAGCUCCGCACCCCUAGCCCAGCCGGUAUCUGGCGGGGAUGGUGUGCCUGCCCUCCCAAGGAGUCCCUCUAGGGUUGAGGUAAAGUGCGCAGUGGAGGAGGGGAGCUGUCCCAGGCCAGCCACCACCCUCACAGACAGGGCCAUGAGGUGGCAGAGGCCAUCCUCUCCCCCUCCAUGCCUACCAGCCACUGCUGAGGCAGAACCUGCUGAGCGCUUGGGGAUUCCCAGCUGCGCCAAGGACUGUGGGGAGCAUUCAAAGCCAGGACUGCCCAUCACCUUCAUUGAUGAGGUGGACUCGGAGGAGGAGGCUCCCCAAGAAGCCAAACUGCCCUGCUCAGGGGUCGAGGUGCCUCUCCAGUACCACCUACACCGUGCCAGGCCUGAGCACUCCUCAGAGGUCCAGCACCGAGGCAGCAACACGUUCACAGUGGUGCCCAAGAGAAAGACAGGGGCCCUGCAGGUGCCACGUUUGGAUCCAGCCAACGGGGAGUCCCAACCACAGCAGGCUGAGGAAGAGGAGGCUGGCAACCUCUCAGGACCCUGUGCUGCCCUGGGUACCACACUGAAGAAGCGCUACCCUACUGUGCAUGAGAUUGAGGUGAUUGGUGGCUACCUGGCCCUGCAGAAGUCCUGCCUCACCAAGGCUGGUUCCUCAAGAAAGAAGAUGAAGAUCUCCUUCAAUGACAAGAGCCUGCAGACUACAUUUGAGUACCCCUCGGAGAGCUCCCUGGUGCAGGAGGAAAAGGUGGAGGCUGAAGAGGAGGAGGAGGAGGAAGGAGAGGAGGGAGAAGAGGAAGAGGAGAGGCUUGGCUCAGAGAAGCCCUUUGCCCUCUUCCUGCCCCGUGCCACAUUUGUGAGCAGCGUGGGACCUGAGAGCCCCCGGCUGCCAGAUGGCAGCUCAGGCCUGUCCAGCUAUACUCCAAAGCACUCCAUGGCCUUCAGCAAGUGGCAGGAGCAGACGCUGGUGCAGGCUCCAAGGGAGGCAGAGCCCCCACCCAAGGAGGUCAUGCUCACACCCGCCAGUCAGAAUGACCUCUCCGACUUCCGCAGUGAGCCUGCUCUCUAUUUCUGACACCUGCGCUGUCAGGAUGGCCAAGGCUGAGCCCCAGCUGUGACCCUGGGAGCCAGACCGUGCCCGGGAGCCCUACCCUGACUUUGUACUGGUUGCCUCCUGGCCCUGCUCCACCACCCCUUCAUUCCUGUGGCCUCAGAGCCAUGCUGGCUCCAGAAGCAUCUGGGGUUUCUCCCACUGUUGGGGCCAAGUCUGUCUGGGUUUCAUCCUGGAUUUGGGGACUUCAAGGAAGAGCAGAAGUGGGGGACUUCCUGUGGGGAGGGUAGGGGCCUGAGCAGAUUCCGUCCUAGGCUGCCCUGUGUCCCAUCUCCAAGGCCACCUCCUCCCUGCUGCUGUGCCCGGUAGCUAGUGGGCACAUCUGGGGUCAGGGGCUGUCCCAGCUGCUGUCCUUUGCAGGAUUUCUAGCCCCUUGCCCUCAGCUCACAUUCCUACCAUUGUGGAGCUUGACCCACCCUCUGACAGACGUCAGGUCUUUUCUUGUCUCUGAUGUCGGACUCAAUAAACAGCACUGGAUAAGGCC